Helobdella robusta is the source of this 1869-nucleotide messenger RNA. RefSeq lists its product as hypothetical. The record is from RefSeq and is a predicted model, not a curated record. NCBI's taxonomy places the organism in Eukaryota, Metazoa, Annelida, Clitellata, Rhynchobdellida, Glossiphoniidae. Gene Ontology annotation, molecular function: protein binding. The coding region runs from base 1 to 1869 and encodes 622 amino acids. The transcript is spliced from 3 exons.
AUGAAAGCAUCCGAAACGAAAAAACCAAGCGAAUCUGCAAAUAUGUUUAAAGCAAACGAUUGUUUAAUUCAAAAUCAAAGUAACUCUUAUAUUAGAAACAACGAAUCAAAGAAAAAUCCUGAAGCCAUGUUCAUGCUCAACUCAAACAGUGCAAACGAUGCCUUCAAUUUUCAAAGUCAUGAUAAAGAAAAUAAAAAAUCAAAGAAAAAUACCGUUCCAAGGGUCAACUCAAAAAAUGUUUGCAUAGGUCGGAAACCCGCAAAAAAUGAAAAUGCCGUACAUGACUUUGAAAACACGUCAGUGAAAACAAUUUCCCCUGAAGAUUGGAAAUUAGCGACUGUAGCUGGGGAUGAUUUUUUUUCCGGUAGCAAACCGCCUGCCUUAGUGCUAUCAACAUUCGAAAAUUAUGGCGAUGUAAAUAAUUCCGCCAUCGAAAGAGUACUAAGUAGGGGAACAGUAGAUUCAAACACGAAUGAAGCAAAUUUAUAUUUUCAACAAGAAAGAUAUCAGCCUGAAUGUCCUUCUCAAGCAAUCGUACAAUCAUAUUUAAACAAGAGAUUCAAGUUUCAAGCUCCAGAUAAUGAGGCUUUGCAUAACGAUGUAACAAAGAAAAUUAUGAAAGAAUAUUACAAAAAUUGGCUCAGUCAAACAAUGUGUGACUUAGCAAUUACGACCGAAAAUGGAGACGUUCUGACUCAUCAGAUCAUCCUUGCAACGUACAGUCCUACCUUGGAAACUUUAAUUAAUCAAAAUAAGCGCCCACUCUCACAUUUCGUGCAGAUAAACAUGACCGACUAUCCGAGAGAUGCCGUUGCUGACGUCUUGAACUUUCUUUAUACGACCAACUUGAAAGUUGAUUGCAAAAACAUCGCAAGUCUGGUGGCCAUUGCUAGACAACUAGACUUGCCAGAAAUUAUCAAUAUGUGCGGAAUCUACCUGACAAAAAAUUUUGACCAGGACAGCAUAUUUUUACAUUAUUCAGUAGCUGCAAAUAACCAGCUAAAGAAUUCUAAAAACUUCCUCCUGAAAGUAAUAGCGUCAAAUUUCAGUGUCCUGGUGCAUCACAAUCAUUUUAAAUACAUACCAGUCAAUCGGUUGAAAAAAAUUCUAACUCACGAAUCAUUAUCAGGAGAAGAAUUAGAAAUCUUAUUGGCCGUUAUAAAGUGGAUCGAUUUCAACAGAGCCGACCGAACGCAGUAUGCCAGGCAGCUGUUUUCUCAUAUAAGAUUUGAAUUGGUGGACCCUGAAGCCAUUGCAAAUCAAGUCGAAGUACACGACUGGCUCUUUUCAGACAAAUCAAAUAAAGAUAUAAUAUCAGAGGCUUACAAAUUCCAUGCUCUAGAAAGGAACACUGAAAACUCAAAAAUUUAUCACCGGACAAGCAAACAAAUCUUGUCAACAGGUCUGGACAUUCAUCCGAGCGAAUGUGUAAACGAUAGCAACAACACGAACAAAUUGUGGGUUGUUCAGCAACCUAAAUUCAAAACAACGAAAGAACCAACGGACACGAUCGAUCGUCACUUGGAAUUCAAUUCAAAAACCAAUGAUCAAUCAAAUAUUAAUAAACUAGAAAGCGUCGAUACUCUCAAUGAAAUGUUGGAACAUCAGAAAAAAAUUCAAGAAGCACAACUUCAGCUGGAAAAAAUUCAACGACAAAUUCUUGAACGAAAUUCUUCGCAAAACGUCGAGCGAAAAAGCAGAAAUCUGCCAGCAGCGGGACGACCCUCAAGACCCUCGUUGAACGACUUGCAGCGCCACAUGAGUCUCAUCAUCGGCGUCAACAACGACAUCGAUGUCAUUGUCAAUUAUAUUCAUAUUGUGCUCAAUCAUAAACUUAUUAAAAUGAUUGAUUUCCCAAACAAAAAAUAG